AUGGAAGCUGCUUUGCGAUCCAUUAGGGAAGUUGCGAGAGAGGUAUUAGGGUUCUCAACGGGUUAUUUUAGUGGUCACAAGGGAGACUGGUGGUGGAAUAGAGAGGUGCAAGGAAAAUUGGAAACCAAGAAAGUAUCGUAUCUGAAGCUAGUGGAAAGUGUAGACGAAGAGGAGAAGAGGGCGAAUAGGGAGAAUUAUAGGUUGGCUAAGAAAGAGGCAAAUCUAGUAGUUACGAUAACCAAGAUUGCAACUUUUAGUCGUUUGUAUGAGGAACUCGAGGGCCGAGGUGGGGAUAAAAGGCUGUUCAGGUUAGCCAAGGCGCGAGAAAGGAAAGUGCGGGACUUGGACCAAGUGAAGUUCAUCAAGGUCGAAGAAGGUAGAGUUUUGUUGGAUGAGGGUCUUAUCCGUCAGAGAUGGCAGACCUACUUCCAUAGACUCUUAAACGAGGAGGGAGACACGAGCAUUGUACUAGGUGAUUUGGAACUCUCCGAGAGUCGUUAUGACUUUGGGUAUUGUAGGCGGAUUAGAGUUGAUGAAGUAGAGGGGGCUAUACGUAAAAUGAGCUGGGGAAAAGCGACCGGGUCGGAUGAAAUCCCGGCGGAGUUUUGGAAGAGUGCGGGCAAGGUAGGCUUAGAGUGGCUCACUAGGUUAUUUAAUGUCAUUUUUAGAAUGACAAAGAUGCCCGACGAGUAG
Nicotiana tabacum (common tobacco) is the source of this 693-nucleotide messenger RNA. The record is from RefSeq and is a predicted model, not a curated record. Lineage: Eukaryota; Viridiplantae; Streptophyta; Magnoliopsida; Solanales; Solanaceae.